GCGUGCAGUUAUGUGGGAGGAAGUCACGUCGAAAUAAAACAAAACAAACAGCACGUAUUUAAUUUUUAUGGCUUCGAAACGACCGACUUAGUAACAUUUGUGAAUUUGUGGCAACUUUUGGGAUUGAAAAGUACAAUAUAAUAAAGUCGCAAUAUGUACGGGUUUGUGAACUACGCCUUAGAGCUGCUUGUUACCAAAACCUUCAAUGAAGAGACAUGGGAGACCAUAAAGAAAAAGGCAGAUGUGGCGAUGGAAGGCAGCUUCCUCGUGCGCCAGAUAUAUGAAGAUGAAAUCACCUACCAUCUCAUCACUGCUGCUGUUGAAGUUCUGCAAAUCCCAGCUGACGCAAUUCUGGAACUCUUUGGAAAAACCUUCUUCGAAUUCUGUCAAGAUUCUGGAUAUGACAAGAUUUUACAAGUUCUUGGUGCUACACCGAGGGACUUCUUGCAGAAUCUGGAUGGGCUACACGAUCACCUGGGUACUCUGUACCCUGGCAUGAGAUCGCCAUCUUUCCGAUGCACUGAGCGGCCUGAAGACGGGGCUUUGGUACUUCACUAUUACUCUGAUCGACCUGGAUUGGAGCAUAUUGUCAUUGGAAUUGUGAAGACCGUAGCUAGCAAGCUUCACGACACAGAAGUGAAGGUUGAGAUCCUGAAGACAAAAGAAGAAUGCGACCACGUCCAGUUUCUGAUUACUGAGACAUCCACUUCUGGACGAGUUUGUGCUCCUGAGAUGGCUGAAAUCGAAACUCUGUCUCUUGAGCCUAAAGUGAGCCCGGCUACCUUCUGCCGUGUAUUCCCAUUCCAUCUAAUGUUCGACCGAGAGCUGAACAUCGUCCAAGCUGGACGCACUGUGUCCCGUCUGAUGCCAAGGGUCACCCGUCCAGGGUGCAAGAUUACUGAUGUACUGGACACGGUGCGACCUCACUUGGAGAUGACAUUCGCGAAUGUGCUCGCUCACAUCAACACGGUGUACGUGCUGAAGACUAAGCCUGAGGAAAUGGUGUCUGCUCCUGAUGAGGAUAUUGCUUCUCUACGUUUGAAGGGCCAAAUGCUGUAUAUUCCAGAAACAGACGUUGUGGUGUUCCAAUGCUAUCCCAGCGUGACCAACUUAGAUGACUUGACUCGGCGUGGUCUCUGCAUCUCCGACAUUCCUCUUCAUGAUGCCACUCGGGACUUGGUCCUCAUGUCUGAACAAUUUGAGGCAGACUACAAGCUGACGCAAAACCUGGAAGUGCUUACUGAUAAAUUGCAGCAGACCUUCCGAGAACUGGACUCUGAGAAACAAAAAACCGAUAGGCUCCUCUACUCAGUCCUGCCAAUCAGCGUAGCCACUGAGCUUCGUCACCAGCGUCCAGUACCGGCUCGUCGCUACGACACCGUCACCUUACUCUUCAGCGGCAUCGUUGGGUUCGCCAACUACUGCGCCAGGCACACCGACCAUAAGGGAGCCAUGAAGAUUGUUAGGAUGCUGAACGAUCUGUACACAGCAUUUGAUGUACUGACUGAUCCGAAGAGAAAUCCUAAUGUGUAUAAGGUGGAGACAGUUGGUGAUAAGUACAUGGCAGUCUCUGGUUUGCCAGAAUAUGAAGUUGGUCAUGCCAAGCACAUCUCCCUCCUCGCCUUGGAAAUGAUGGAUCUCUCUCAAACUGUUACUGUUGAUGGCGAACCAGUGGGCAUCACAAUCGGUAUCCAUACCGGAGAAGUAGUGACUGGUGUGAUUGGCCACCGCAUGCCCCGGUACUGCCUCUUCGGUAACACUGUCAACUUGACCAGUCGCUGCGAGACCACUGGAGUACCUGGCACCAUCAACGUCAGCGAGGAUACUUACGGUUACCUGAUGCGCGAAGACAACUACGACGAGAGAUUCGAACUCACAUACCGCGGACAUGUUUCCAUGAAAGGCAAAGCUGAGCCAAUGCAGACUUGGUUCCUGACAAGAAAGAAGAUCUAAAUCAUUCGAUAUUCGACCUCACAUACUUACUCAUAACGAUGAAUUUAAAUAAACAUUAGGGCCUGAAUUACUUGUCUUAGCAAUUUGCGUAUCGUAGACAUAAUAGUUCGGAUUUAUGUUAGAACAUAACAAACGUGGUUAGUAGUUGUUGUGAUUUCGACUUUAUAGCGUCUAAUAUAAAGUUUCUUCUUCUGUGAUUUCCAUUCUAAUAGAAAAAUGUAUCUAUAAUAAAAUCUAUUUAUUGUUUAGGAAUUGCAUUUUCAAUCUUAGUAUAAUUUGUCAAUUUUUUUUUUCAUAGUUUCAAAUGAUUAAUAAUUAUAAUUUAUUUUUCUAUACAUGUUUUCUAUAUCUACAUACCGAGAGAAGGUUAUGAAUCUUUAUAAAAUAUUCUUCUAUUUUGAGCCUUAAGCUAAAGGCCUAAAGUAUACUAUACUAUAUACUAUUUAAUUAAUGAUAGAACAUAUUAUAUUGUACACUAUUUACUAAUGUUGCUUUAUUUUUGUUGUUAAUUCAAUUUUUAUUGCAUUCUAGUCAAUGUUUAUUAAAAGGAAUAAAUAUAACGUUUGCACACGUAACUAUCCAAAGUUACCAACCUGAGUGCCAAGCACGAAUAAUUAUCGCAUUCGUAUCGUAACAGUAUCGAGCGAGUUCGU
Molecule: messenger RNA, 2606 nt
Organism: Spodoptera litura
Lineage: Eukaryota; Metazoa; Arthropoda; Insecta; Lepidoptera; Noctuidae
Gene: Gycbeta100B
Product: guanylate cyclase soluble subunit beta-1-like
Biological process (GO): cGMP biosynthetic process; response to oxygen levels
Cellular component (GO): guanylate cyclase complex, soluble
Molecular function (GO): guanylate cyclase activity; heme binding
Source: RefSeq, a predicted model, not a curated record